This is a messenger RNA of Paraphaeosphaeria sporulosa, 1952 nucleotides long. Its product is annotated as cyclopropane-fatty-acyl-phospholipid synthase. The coding region runs from base 338 to 1708 and encodes 456 amino acids. The transcript is spliced from 3 exons. The record is from RefSeq and is a predicted model, not a curated record. Gene Ontology annotation, biological process: lipid biosynthetic process. Lineage: Eukaryota; Fungi; Ascomycota; Dothideomycetes; Pleosporales; Didymosphaeriaceae.
CGGCAAAGUACCUCCAACGUCCCUCGUCGAUUCUGCACCUCAAACACCUGCCACACAAAUCUUGCAAGAUGGCGCAAAGCCGUCGGCUUCGGCUCAUCCGGGCACGGCCGAGGCCAGACUUCAUUGCCCCGUCUGAAGUGUCCACAAUCGGUGUUUGCGGUGUCUGCUGUUAGCAUCCGCUUCUUUUAUACACGCGCAUUCCUCGAGUCGUCCCUCGGUCUUGACAAUCACUAUAGCUUGGCUUUGCAGCGUUUGAAUUUAUCUUCCACAAUUAGUGAUACCCCGGUGGGCGUUCUUUUCACUGUUGCCAAUCUCACGUACACGACAAGAGGUCACAAUGGCGGUCCUGGGCGCGUUGACGAGUCCCGUUGCCACUAUAUGGAAUGGUGUGGCUUCCCAUGCCUGGGAACCGCUUGUUUCGCUUUGCAAGAGCGGGACCCUCGCGCAGUUGAAAGGCAUCAAAAUUGGAUCGCUGGCGGUGUACGAGGACGGCGUUGAUAAACCAGCAACGUUUUUUGGGCACAAAUCGCCAGAGCACCCGUUCGCAUCGCUUGCAGUCCACGAUGAGAAGUUCUGGGUUCGGUUAGCACUUUUCGCGGAUAUGGGUUUCGCGGAGAGCUACAUGCUGGGAGAAGUUACCUCGCCAGACCUCACACAGUUCUUUGAGCUUUUCAUAUUAAAUCGCAAUUACCUUUCCAACGGCUCGACUUUCACGUCAGCUGUAUCUACAGGCCUCGCCGGCCUCGUGCGAGGAAGCAACAACCUCAAAAAUGCCCGCUUGAACAUCUCUGCGCACUAUGACAUCUCGAACGAAAUGUUUGCCGCUUUUCUCUCACCAGAUAUGACCUAUUCGAGCCCAAUAUGGUUUCCGAAAUCGAACCCCGCACACGCUACCGAAACGCUCGAGAAUGCGCAAAUUCGGAAACUCGACCGCUUCAUAGACAACACACACAUAGAAUCGAGCGAUCACGUAUUGGAGAUUGGCACCGGGUGGGGCAGCUUUGCCAUGCGGGCCGUCCAACGGACUGGCUGCCGGGUCACAUCGCUAACUCUUUCAAUCGAGCAGAAAGAGCUGGCAGAGCAGAGGAUACGGGAAGCCGGCAUGUCAGACAGAAUCACAGUGCUGCUGUGCGACUACCGAAGUCUUGAGGUCCCUGAGACGGGCGCGUUCGACAAGGUGGUGUCGAUCGAGAUGCUGGAGGCAGUCGGCAAGGAGUACCUGGGGACGUACUUCCGGUGUAUAGACAAGCUGCUGAAGAAGGAGGGCGGCAUCGCAUGCUUCCAGUGCAUCACCAUGCCCGAGGCGCGGUACGACGCCUACGCGAAAUCAGACGACUUCAUCCGCCGCUACAUCUUCCCCGGCGGGCAUCUCCCCACUGUCACCCAGCUCGUCAACUCGAUCACGAACGGCUCCGCCGGCUCGCUCGUUGUCGACAGCGUGGAGAACAUCGGUCCGCACUACGCGAAGGCGCUGCGGCUCUGGCGCGAGGCGUUCCUGGGCAACUGGGAGGGGAGGAUCAAGCCGCAGCUGCUGCUCGAGAAGCAGGCCGAGGGCAUGGACGCAGAGGGCGCAGAGGUGUUCCGGAGAAAGUGGGAUUAUUACUUUCGGUACAGCGAGGCGGGGUUUGCUACGAAGACGCUGGGCGACGUCAUCAUCACCGUGGGGCGAGAGGGCGCGCUACAGAUGAUGGAGGAUGUGCCGCUAUGAGGAGAGCAUGUGUUUGGAUUACUGCUAUGAUGCGUUGCCUACGCGAGGUCCAGCUAGAUGUGCUGCAGGCUCAAGGCGUGGCGUGCGAGUGUAAAGUAGAAGACGCGAAUACAGCGCGAGUACGGGGCGAAUACCACGCCAUCACAGAGCGAGACUACACACAGGUGCUAGCAGGAAGCGUGCGAGGGAGGGGGGAGCCUAGGUUUCACUCGGCCGUAAUACGAACGUGUCGGAGAGCCCGAGG